Lycium barbarum (goji berry) is the source of this 414-nucleotide messenger RNA. RefSeq lists its product as uncharacterized. The transcript has 2 exons. The record is from RefSeq and is a predicted model, not a curated record. Lineage: Eukaryota; Viridiplantae; Streptophyta; Magnoliopsida; Solanales; Solanaceae. Bases 1 to 414 code for a protein of 137 amino acids.
AUGUAUAACUAUUUUGCAGCUAUUCCUCUUCAUUCGCUUGCUUCAUCUGUUACUGUGUUCAACGGAUUGAACUUCUCGGAGUGGCAUGAACAAGUCCAGUUCCACUUAGGUGUGAUGGAUCUUGACUUGGCUUUGCUGAAAGAAAAACCUGCUGCUAUUACUAAUACGAGCAGUGAGGAUGAGAAGUCUUUCCAUAAAGCAUGGGAACGCUCUAACAGAUUGAGCCUUAUGUUUAUGCGAAUGACUAUUGCCAACAACAUUAAGAGUACUAUUCCACAGACAGAAAGUGCAAGGGAAUACCUGAAGUUUGUGGAAGAACGUUUUCGUUCUGCUGAUAAGUCUCUCGCUGGUACACUAAUGGCUGAACUCACGACCAUGAACAAGACUCCAGACUUUGGGGAUGAAAGUGGAUGA